This is a messenger RNA of Zychaea mexicana, 2568 nucleotides long. RefSeq lists its product as uncharacterized. The transcript is spliced from 5 exons. Lineage: Eukaryota; Fungi; Mucoromycota; Mucoromycetes; Mucorales; Lichtheimiaceae. The record is from RefSeq and is a predicted model, not a curated record. Gene Ontology annotation, molecular function: ATP binding; microtubule binding; microtubule motor activity. Bases 207 to 2435 code for a protein of 742 amino acids. Gene Ontology annotation, biological process: mitotic spindle organization; microtubule-based movement.
UGGAUCUCGCAGGUUCAGAAAGGCUCAAGCGAACAAUUGGUGAUCGGCAAAAAGAAGGCAUAGCCAUCAACACCGGCUUACUCGCACUGGGUAAUGUCAUUUCAGCACUCGGCGACGAGUCCCGCAAGGGGGCCCAUGUACCUUACCGCGACAGCAAGCUGACCAGAUUGCUGCAGGACAGUCUGGGAGGCAACAGCCAUACGCUUAUGCUGGCCUGCGUCAGCCCUGCGGAUGCAGAUUAUAUGAAGACACUGAAUACCCUGAAAUAUGCCGGUCGAGCACGCAAUAUCCAGAAUCGCGUCGAGAUCAACCACGAUUAUGAAGGCAGUCCAGACGAGCUCGAUUUCUUGCGAACCAAGGUCUCUCAGCUAAAAAUGCAGAUGUCUAUCCUCCAAAAGGUCCAGAACCACCAUCAUCAGCAUACAAGUCAUCAGCAACACCAACAGCUUGAGCUGCUUCUAGAGAGCGAUCGAUGGGUGCAUGAGCGGGAGGAAUUAGUCCGGAUGCGCCAGUACAAUCAAGAAACAUCAGCUGAAUUGGCUAGAGUGCAGAGCGAGAGAGACACGUUGCUAGCACAGAUCUCACCUGACCCUCUGAUCACCGAGGCUCAUCCGGUGAUUCGCCAGUAUGCUGAAACUGUAGAGGCGUUGAAACUUCAGUUGGCUGAGGCCCGUUUGAUGGCUACUACUACUGGUAUAGCAGAAACCACCACCACCACCACCACCACCGCUUACUCACCCCAGAGUAGCACGCCUUCUUCCAUGAUGAGCAGCAGCACCGUGACGCAUAGCAAUAACAGCUAUCCAGGACUGUAUCCCUCCCAUUCAGCGGCAGUACCAGGACGCCAUGGCGCCGCAGCAUCUUCUUCUCUUGACCAUCGUGACGCCAUGAGACACAUCCACAGCAGACCUGUUGGGACCCUUUCCGGACGUCGACAAAAGCGUAAAUAUGUACCGAUUGCUCAGCGAAUGAAAACACAUAGUAGGAAACGUGGCGCUGAUGGCAACAACAACAACAACACCACCACUACUACUGAAAAACUAAUUCAUAUGAUGCUGGGACCAACCAAUGGGCAUUCGAUGCCCGGUCUCAGUCAUUCAGUUCACACGAAAGGCCAAGCGAGCGAAAACGCAAACAAUUUGCUGUUUGUUUGGUCACAGUCUCAAGAUGAAACCGUGAUACAGGAUAUAUCAGGCGUAGACUUAAAACGUUCUAGUAGUAGUGGUAGCAGCGAUCUCUUCCGUUCCACUGAACGUGAUCACAAUGAGAAUUCCAAAGCUCACAAUUACAACAACAACAACAACGGCAACGCAAGCACAAUGAACGGAAACGCUUAUGAUGAUGAGUCUGGACCAUUUUGCUCUGUCAGCUGUGAGAAAGACGGUGACUUUGACUCGGAUGCCGAACUGGAAGCUUUGGCCGUACCCACAUGGACCAGCUCACCGCGUGCUGCCCAAUCCACCAAUGGUUCAACCAAACGCGAGUCGUUAUCAUGGACCGACUCGCUCUUGGACGAUUCAGAUAAUUCGGUUGCCACAUCCCGCCUCUCUUCCAGUUGGACCUCAUCGACGCGACAGCACGGCACGUCUGCAGCAGCAGCAGCAGCAGGGCGGCGGCGCAGCAAAGAUUUGCUAAAGAUGCUUCACCAGGUGCAAGCCGACCUGCUUGUGAAAAAAGAGCUUGUUGGACAACUGGAGAAAUCGGAAGAUGAGUACACACAGAUGCGGUCAACGUAUGAGGACAAGCUGAACGAACUGCACGAGCAUCUUGUGGAAACCGAAAAGGAGCGUGACAUGGCGCUCCGCAAACGGCCGAGCGGCAGCCGAGCACCCGUUGUUACCACCCACGCCAGAGCUACUGCGCGUGGCAGCAAUACUGGAGCAACCACCGUGAUGCAACUAAGAGAAACUCGACAAGCAGACGAUGUUCGACGACUGUAUGAACAAAAGCUCAAGAAGCUUUCGGCCGAAAACCAAGCAUUCAAACAAAAGUAUACCCAGACGAACCAUACCCUGCAAACUGCACGCGCCAAGGCCGAAGCCUAUGUAGGCAAGAUGCAAUCUGAGAUAGUAUCGCUCAAGCUCGAAAAGAAGCAAAUGCAAAAGGCGGCCAAGAUGGAUGCGGACAAGUCGCGCGACCUGAUUGCUCAUUACGAAAGGGAGAUACACGUGUUGAAGCGGCGUGAGGCAGCGGCCCAUGAUGCACGGAAAAAGUUAGAGGAGGCAAGCGAGAGUCAAGGGCAGUUGUUACGGAAACGCAACGACGAGCUUGCGUCCAUGGCAACACAGUUGCGACAGCUGACGCUGAAUGUGCGUCGAGCAGCAAAUGAUGGCAUUUUGUUGAAUCAAGCGUCGUUGGAUAGAAUUUUGAAUACCACCCACCAGAGGGCUACAAAGUCUCCUAUUGGACGACGAGCAACGCCUACGUCCGAAUAGGUUUUCCCCAACGUAAACCCUUUUCCAUGUAUAUCACAAGCUUUUUUUUUUAUUUUAUUUCAUCUAUGCGCGUCACAUGACACUUCAUAUACUCAUAAUAAAGCUCUUUUUUUUUUCUUCCUUUGAAAUAAAA